Mizuhopecten yessoensis (Yesso scallop) is the source of this 14145-nucleotide messenger RNA. Its product is annotated as lysosomal-trafficking regulator-like. The transcript is spliced from 54 exons. Gene Ontology annotation, molecular function: protein kinase binding. NCBI's taxonomy places the organism in Eukaryota, Metazoa, Mollusca, Bivalvia, Pectinida, Pectinidae. The record is from RefSeq and is a predicted model, not a curated record. Gene Ontology annotation, biological process: intracellular protein localization. Gene Ontology annotation, cellular component: cytosol; membrane. The coding region runs from base 335 to 11443 and encodes 3702 amino acids.
GUAAAGUCAGUGCUUCGAAUCGAGUGCUUCGCGAUUCUAGCCUACUGACAAAAUGUGCACUCUUAUAUAAAAUCAAUCUUACGUUGACAACACGGCUGGUUUUAAAAGCAAAAUCUAUUGAAAUUAUGGGUCAUCUUCGGUGUACCGACGAUGCAUGUUCAUUUGAAAGUAUAUUCCUGAUCUUGGACUCUUAAAACCACUUGGUACAUAUCUAGGAAUUAAGUACAUGCAGGUGUGGAGAUGCCAUCUUGCAUGAGCUCUACCUGGCAUCAUUUACUGCCAGCGUCACUACGGAAAUUAAAUAGCUACAAGUGGACCCCAUAUUUUCUAUAAGAUGGAGGAUUCUUUCUAUAACCUCUCAGUCAAGCAGGUAUGGGAUGUGUACAGCAGAUUGGCUGCUGCUGUGGAGACUGAGACGUCACACCACUACCAACAGAUGAAGAGAGCAUCCCUGGAUUUGUCAAUUAAUCUGGUAUUCCAACAUCUCUGUGAUGGAGGAGAGAUUUCACACAUCUUUGAAAUGAGGAGUGUAGUGAACACGCUUUGUCAGGAGUUCAUGAAUGACAUCAUCCAGGUGACCAAUGGUGAGGAGGACGAUGAUGAUCCUUCUGCCCUACAGAACUACCUGGAGAGAGGCAGAGGCUGGCUACUCCUCCUGCUCAUCAGUAAACAUGGCACUCAGGGGCUGUCAGUAGGCCGAGACCUGAGUAACCUGCUGGUCACCCUCCUCCCCUUCUGUCUUCGCUUCAGAGAUGACACUCUCCCUGGAGAAACCAAGGCUGAUAUGUUGGCAUCCAAGUCAUCAGCUAACUGUCUGCCACCCAUAGGGAAUGUGUUCUUCCAACUUGAGAUGUCAUAUAAAUGGCAGAAAUCGUCCCAGGCCAGGGACAAGGCUAUCCCCAAACACCAGCAGGUCAGGCAUCGUCAUAGCAACAAGCCCAACAGAAAAUUCAGGAAGCAGGCUAAUAAAAACCAAGGAGUUGAAACCUCUGACCAAGACGAAGGUAGUAACCAUUCAAAUGAAGACCAGGCCCCUAAGAUUAGACGGAACAAGAGGCUGAUAAGGAGAUGUUUAAUGUUGGGGUCACGACUCCAGGAGAACUGCUCCAGACAGGAUUCUAUGAUUGAAGAAAAUGAACAAGAAAUCUAUGCCAUGCUGACAGAAGUCAAGAAAGACCCAAAGCACUGUUGUAGUGAAGACCUGUGUAGUCUGAUACUAAACCUGAUUCAAUCCUUGUGUCUACUGGACUUGGAUCAGGUGUCCGUGAUCAAGGUCAUUUCACCCUCCAUCUUGCCACACUUGUUGCAUCUGCUGACAGGCAUGUAUCCCUCAGCAACCAGUGAAAUGGAUGAUUUACUAGCCUCUUCCUGGAAAAAAGAUGACAAUGUUUUCUUCCAGCGACAGUUGUUACGGGUUGUUUUAUCACUAUGUGGGGUCAUAUCUACACAACAAAAUGGCGUCGGGGUGAUCCUAGGUCAUAAGGUCACGUCAGUCCUGUUGGAUGUGGCUCAGCAGGUCCACCACUUCCAAGAAAUUAAAGUCCAGCUAUCCAAGACAAACCAGCCAAGAAAACAUGAGUCUAGGGAUACUGUUGACCAGGAGUUCUGUUUGUUUUCAGAGAUAAACAUUGGUCUACUCAUGUGUUUUGACAUGAUAUUCCAGAAUCUGCCCUUUAAUCUUGUGUAUAUCAAAAAUGCUGUUGAACUUGUAGAAGAUUUUGACCAAGGCCAAGGAUUUAGCUUCCUUGAAUGUGUUAUUAAAGAGUAUGACAAACAGCAGUGCAGCAGGGCAGGUACUGAUUCUUGUCUAGUGGACUGUAUUGAUGUAGAACCUGUAAAAGUCAUCAGCUCUUUCCUCAACACCUUAAAGUCUGUCAAGGUUAAUUACAUUCACUCUGUGUCCUGUCUGAAAAGGAAACAUCAGAAAUGUUACUAUGUUUCCUAUUUUGACCAUCACCAUGACAUUCUGGGGCAGCCAAUCACACUGAGCUCCGAGACAGAGGUAGGCCACCCAGUGGAUUCUGCUACAUCCUCGUCUGAUACCCCUAAUUCCAGUGGAGUUUGUCUGGUAGCAUCAUGGUGCUCAUUUCUACUGUCUGUUCUCCCCACAAUCCAGUCCAAGGUUUCCCAGAUAGAGCUUCUCAGUACACUCCACCUGUCUGCCAUGUGUUGUUGUGUUCCCCUGGAGUCCAUUGUGUCCUGUGUUACUGGCAGUGUGACUGCCUUUCCCUCAGCUGUACAGAGUUAUGCUCUAGAGACACUCAAUAAGAUCAUCCUUUAUCCGUAUCUUGGAGGGAUAAACAGUAUUAAAAGUACUGGUCGGUCAGGGCAUUGUAGUUCACAAUUCUGCCAGAAGUACUCAAAUUAUCAGUCAAAUUCUAAAAAGGAAAGUGAAACUAUCCAACCAAAUAUUGACAGUGGUUUUUCAAGUAGAGAUGUAUUAAGAAAACGUUUGACUCAAAAUCCAGGACUAUCCUCGCGAUGGUCAUCUGUGGAGCUCUUUAGAGCCCUGCUGUUUUCCUCUAAUGCCCAUCUCAGUGAACUAACAGCAAAACAUAUUCAAGUAUUGGUAAUUGGUGCCAAACCUGAUCUGAAACAGGAACUCUUCUUCAGGGUGUAUUUACAUGCAUUCAAGGCUUUCAUUGGGACAUGGGGAAAGCUGACCCAGAGCUCAUCAGAGGAAGUAGAGGGAAUCCAGUUCUCCCUAGCAACCAAGGUACACUGUCUGUCAGCCCUUCCCUACCUCCUAAAGGUGGACUCUGUACUGAAGGUGUUCCUUUCCAAGCGGGGACUAGGACAGAUAUGUGGGCUCCUGGAAGAUGAUGGUCUUCGGGAGCCAACCCUUAAAGUGUUUGAGGCAUUAGUUCUGUUGGAUGAGAAUCGACUCGAGUGCAAUGAAAUUGAAACAGCAGACGGUGAUGCUCUUAUGGGUGGAAUGGUGAUAAAAGCAUUUAUUGAUGGCCUCGCUUUAAAAACCAAGGGUGACAUCAACGAGAAGUCAAUGUGGCCAGGAUGCUGCCCCAGCAAGGAUAGGUUGUCGGGGGAAACGUGUGAUGCAGAGGGUUCAGGGGUGUGCAUCAGGAACCUGGCUCUGAUGGUGGACAUGUGGGAAACAUGCAGCAAGCUGUGCAUCAACAGUGAUAAGUUUGUGUCACAUUUCAAGGAUUCGGACUCCCUGAAAAUAGCCGAGGACACUUUAAUGGUGAUACUGAAGCAGAUGUAUUCACCAAACUGUGCGUUGCCUUCGGAUACAUCAGAAGAUUCAGGUCAAGAGUCCAUUGGGGUAGGGAGCCUUAUGCCUCCUGUGGGAUGCUUCAUGUGGUUAUCCCUACUCAAGGCUCUACUCACUGUUUGCAGUGCCUGCUACAAGUACAUCGGACAUCAGACGGAGGAUGAUGAUGACCAACCAACAAAUCUGGAAGUCAGUGUGGAGAGCGGUAUUGAGGAGAGGGUGUGGCAGAAGAUUAACUCUGCAUUCCUCGGCUGUGCUGGACUCCCUGUCUGUAAACUUAAAAUGCUGUUUGACAUCAUCCUGUCCUCUGCCAUGCCCAAAAAAAGUAGCGUCCUCGACAUGUCACAGUCUAUGAACUUAUCUCACCUGUAUGUUAAGGAAGACCACAUAGAAGACGAUGAUAUCAGACAGAUGUUACAAACUCACAGCGAUGACGACAUUGAGCACCAUGGGUCGACAGAGAAAGGCUAUGACGCUGACACUGAGGUGAUGUCGGAGGGCGAUCUGCGGAGGUUUGGUGUAGUGGACCAACAUGUGCAACGCGAGUACUACCCAUCCAUCUUUCGCCUUGUAGUCAACCUAUUGGUGGCCUCACAGCAACAGGGAGAUGGACGGAAGAUUCUGCCUGAUGUCCUCAUUAAACUUUUACAGACCCUGGGUGCCAACCACGUGGCAGUGCUUGCUGUCUGUGAAGAGGAUCUGCUACAUGUUAUUCUGGAGGGAUUCUGGGAUGAAUUGGUUUCCAAGACAACUGCAGAAUCAGUACAAAAAGCCCUGAUGUCCUUGAUACAGCUACUUGCCCAGCACCGACUGACAGCCCAGGAACUCCAGAAGAUCAUCUGUCUACUCCAGCACCAGGGGAUACCACAGGACCUGGUGGUGUCUACCUUGCUGUCUAUUGUGGAGAAUUCGCGGACCAUGCCUCACCAUUCUGUGACCUUUCCCUGCAGGAGAAAGAAGGUGAGGGACGGUAAGAAGAGGAGGUUUCCCACUCAACAGAGGAAACACUUCGUAUCUGAAGGAUCAGCUGAACUUGAUAAUAGAACAGAUUCUAAACUAAGUAGGAGUGUGUCUGCUAAGCCUGUGUCUGCAUUUUCCUCCUCCUUUGAGCUCGAGGAUAUCACCCUUGACUUUGAUAAUCCUGAGGGUAGAGCAAGACAAGAGCCAUGGCAGCUAGCGGCCAUCACCCAGGAGGUACACAGAGGCCUGGCCUGGCCACCAGGGAUAGAGGGUUUCAGUAUGGCAAUGUGGCUACAGAUAUCUGACAAUGCCAUCCAGACCCAGGGCCAUACCUGGCCCACCAAGAGUCAAGAUUACACCAGCUCAAUGGAAGGUGGACAAUUGUCCGACACCAUUGGGCAUAGAAAACAGUCUGAACUCCUGGCCUCUCAGAACCUUUUCCAUGUUGUAUCCAUUGGCAAUGAGGACAAACUGUUAGAGAUCUGGGUGAACACAUCCAAUAGGAGUCUCUUGUUCAGAGUUACGUCAGAAACAAUCCAGAUUACUGGACCGAUGCAGAAGGAGGCUGUGUGUAAGGAUUGUCUCCACUUGGAACAGUGGCACCACCUAGUGGUCAGUUACAGUGAAGAGCAUGACAAGGAGCUGAGCGGUGAUGACACAAUUCCAAAGCUUCAACUGCUGAAGGGCAAGGUGACCCUGACCUUGGAUGGCUGUAGAACUCACACACUGUGGCUUGAGCACCAGAUGGCACCAUCACCUAAGAAGCAUGCCCACAGUCUGUCUGUUUGUCUUGGGCACGUGUUAGAGGAGCUAUCAGACAGAGGGCCUCUAGCAUCUUGGUCCCUCGCAUCCUUCAUGCUCUUCCAAGGUUGUUCUGUUGGAGAGGAAGAGUGCCUACACCUGUACACACUGGGGCCGAGCUGUCACACCCUGAGUAAGUGUGAUAGUACUGGCAUUGGGCGCUCCUAUCCUCCACGUCUGUCCAAGGUUACCGUGGCCAGUAAAGGGGUAUCCAUGGAUACCCUAGUGGGCCUCAAAGAUGAUGACCUUGACAGUCUCAGAUCAAGCUUGGUGCUUUCAUACAAUGCAUGGAACUCUGACAAUGUGAGUUACUACUCAACAUUUGGUCCCACAAAUGAAGAUUCUGCAGCCAUUAUAACCAAUCUGGGACUGACCGGUGUCCCCUCAAGCCUGUUGUCACAGCAACCAAUCAACAUUCCAACUGACUUCCAAGGAGAGAUAACUCCCCAGACACAUUAUAUCCUGGAGAAGGCACUUGAGGAGGUGGGGGGAGCAUCUGCCAUCUUGUUUCUGGUUGCCAAGGUAUAUGAGGAUAAAGAUCAGAAGUUCAAUGACAGGGAGGUACGCCAGUCGAAGGCUCUACAGCUACUGUUUGCCUUUGUCAACCAUUCAUCAUACGUAGGGCGGGACUACAUGGCCUCAUCGGGUCAUCAGCUCCUCACCAAAGUCCUGACCAGCUCUCACAGCUGUGUGGGCUACUACACCCUCAAGGUGUUGAUGGAUGCCAGUGUCAGUGAGUCACUGUUCCGUUCAGACAUGGGCGAUGUCCUCAUGGUAUUGCGCCGUAAAUCUGAGGCAGUAGUGACCAACAUAUCUGUGAUUGAGGAGCUGCUACUAAACUGGCGGAUCUGGGAAGGGUCUGAAGCUGAUGUCUUUCUCCUCAUGUUCCGUGCUCUUGCCUCGCUGAUCAGGGAAGAUCAUCCUCUACAGGCUUUCAACAUCAAACAGUUCCAGUCCAUCAACAUUCUCAACAAGGUGUUCCUCAUGUACAGGGAGAGGAUCCAGGAUGCACGUCCGUCUUUCUCCACGGACAUUGGUCAGUCUGUAGUCAGUAUCUGCCAGAGCAUGAUGGGAUCACCUCCUGAUGUCCAUCUGAUCGUGUCCAUGUGCGAUUUCUUGUUGAAUGUCCACCCAGCUGCCAGCACAUACAUCAGCCAUGCUAGAGUGGACUUCUACUUCAGCCUGUGGUGGGAUUUACCUGAGACCAGAGCAACAAAAAAGAAAGAAUAUUUGUAUAAGAUCAGACGCCCAAGUACUGCAGAAUCUAAGUCCAGCUCUGUCACAGACCCUGACUUGUCAGAUGAGACCAGUAAUGUUGCGACCAGCCCAGAGGACGACCAGAUAUGUGAGGACAAGUACCCGUCUGUCCUGAAGGCAAGUCCAGAGUCACAAGAGGAAGACAUUAGGACAGAAGCCUGGACAUGGCCAGUUGUACAGGGGCUGAGUGACCGCAGCAGUGCCCAAGUGGACACUUCUGAGACUGUAUCAGAUCUGGAGAACUGUGAGAUCAUCAGCCCUGGUGUCAAUAUUAACACAGCAGACAGCAGUUCAUUCAGCUCCUCACCCACAGAGGCUGACGUUGUGUUAGAAAAAGUCACAAAUAACUUCCCCGACAUCUUCCAGGAAAAUCCAUUACGCAUUUCCACAUUCCCACGUAAAUCUGAGAAUGAGGAGGAAGGAUUGUAUGCACCAAAGUCUGAUGUACAAUUUGAUGUCCCAGAGACUGACAGUGAGGAGUCUGAGAGGGAAAGGGGACUGACAGCCCUGUGUGUAGGGCUACUCCAGACCCUGUCUAGUGUCCUGGUUACCAUGCCUGACAGUACCACACAGAAAGUUUUCAACAAAGUUCUCAAGCCUGACAUCCUCAUUGUCCUAGCCCACAACAGUUCUCCUCAAAUCAGGACAGCUAUACUCAAAUUACUGAUGGUUUACAUGAAGCGAGCCACACAGACCAAUUCUGAUCUGGUCGACAGUUUUCUCCAGAAGAUGGGGUUCCUACUGAUCAGUGCUCAGCUCUACCAGUACCCUACCCAUCAAGAACAGGUGGAGGAAGUCGUCUCACUCAUCAUAGGCCGACCCUUCACCUUCAACAGCAGGUUGGAUCUGGAGGAUUGUCUGGAGGACCUGUCACCAUUACAGCAAGCAGCCAUCGGUCUUUUUAUAUCUCUACUCGACAUGACCGUGUAUGACUCAGAGCUUUGUAGCAGCAGUCUUCUUCUCACCCUACAGCUGUUUACCAAAGACUCCAUAUUUGGAUCCAUGAUGUUGGAGGUUGGUCUAGUGGAAACCCUUACCAACAUGCUUGCUCGAAUAAACAGAUCUUACAGGGAUAGUGACCAGGAGGGACUUGGAGAGCACCAGACGUGUGUGGACACCAUACAGCUCCUACUGUCCUCUAUAGUGGUCCGAGAGUUCAGUGCUAGUGGAUCAUUACACCUGCAGAGAGUUGAGGAGGUCAUGGAGCUGCUGAGAUACCUGGAGGAUAGAGAUAUACAGAGGACAGGAAAUAAGUCUUGUAAGCAGGCCCAGAGUGUGCGAGCCAUCCAGCUACAUAUUAUGUCCAGUAUCUUACACUAUAUAGAGUGUGCAAGUCAGGAAAACAAACCUCUAUGGUUGUCACGACAAACCUCCUCACAGGUUGGCUUCAACACCAGUCUUUAUGGAGGUAGUCGAUCCCGGCACUCAUUCUCCACACCACAGUUUCCUUCCCAUGGACACGCCCUUCUUGGGUACCCCUCCCAGCCUUACCUCCCAACAUAUGGCACACAUCAAGUUUCCAAAAAGGCCAGCUCAAACUUCCAUUUAUCGUUAGAUCUUCCAUAUGAUGAUGCCCAAUCCAGCGACACCGAAAGUCACAUGUCAUACGGGAGUAUGAAGGUAUUACCAGGAUUCGGUAGAACUGUCUCAGUGGACCAAAACCAGUCAAAACAGGGCAAGCCUGGUCUCAUCACUUCAGUGCUGGAGACAUUUGGACGUAAAAAACGACUUAGUGUUAUCCCAAUUUCACACUCAGACCUCAUAGACAGGUUCAAACGCUUCAUGGUGAUGGCUGUGGAUCUGUUUGUAUUCGCUGACAAAGAGACGGUGAAGAGGGAAGGUUAUACUCGUACCCUAAAUCUACUGUUUGAGCGGUCAGAAGUGGACAGCUUAGAAACGUCACACAUACGUAGGCUGUUCGACUUCCUGUACAAGGCAUACGAAAUGACACUUAGUCAAGACAGAAUGGUGCCUAGGAAGCCACGUAACAGUGUGAUGUGGGCGGCCAGGGAUGUGACGCGGGUACAGAUUGGACGGCUCAUGACCUUUCUUCUGUCCCCACGACAGGAAGUGGACAACAGGGCCUACAUUCUGUCCUACCUCCGAGGGGAGAUAAGGGGCUGCGAGAUCCUUAAAGUCAUACUCAACACUGCCAAUGAUCUGGGCUCUGAGAUGGCCUACUACAUGUUUGACUUACUGACCACCUGGGAUGACUGUCUCAACACACAACAGAGGGAAGAUGCUUUCAAGAUUCUCAACAUCAUCAAAAAUGUGGGUAUAGCGAUUGUAUCCCCAAUGCCAAGGAAACACAAGAACACAGAGGUGUACUUCAAAGAGGAGAAGAAGAUGAUUAGUAUUAAAUUUGAAAAGGGAAGAAAACAAAUCACCAAGAGACAUAUUCAAACUAUGGAAAGGGUGCUAAAACGGAAUGACAAGCUCUACUCUCAGUUAUCUACCCUUGCCAUGGAUAUCACUCAAACAGUGACCCGACUACAGACCACAGAACGCAACAAGUUUGUGGAGCAUAUCAAGCGGAGUAUGACGGAGCACAUUCAGGUCAAAAAGUCCUGGCAGAAUAUUGUACAGAACCUCACACAUGAGAGAGCUGUUUGGUAUUGUGCCGACUCUUAUCCACAAUCAUGGCAACUUGACCCCACAGAGGGACCGAGUCGUAUCAGGAAAAGACUGAAACGCUGCCACCUUAAUAUUAAACCAAAGUUCCUCAGCAAAGAAGCAGCCUGGAAGCUAGAAUCUGAAUCUGUGGAUCCACCCCUGAUAUAUCUGUUUGAGGAUGACCAUCAGAUAUCUGACUCAGCUGCUCUCAUCUACCAGCUCUACCGCAAUGAGAAGAUUCAACACACCUGUAAGUGUAAGGCCGUGUCCCCUAACAACGAGAGUAAGGGCGAGCUGUUGAUUGGAGAGAACAGCAUCUUUUUUGUGUCGGACGAAGCCAUCACUGAUGUUAACUACACACAGGUGUUGCUUGGCAACAAGGACCAGUUGUCAAUGACUUGGCCCUACGAGGACGUCAAGGAGAUACGUAGGUGUUGGUACCAACUCCGUGACAUCGGUAUAGAGAUAUUCCUGACAAGUGGCAAGACCUGUAUCCUCGCCUGCUAUAAGACAAAGGAGAGAGAUGAGCUGCACAAGGUUCUGUCCAAUCUCGAACUUCCCAACCUGAUGGAGUCGGAGGACCUUAACCACAUACAGCGCCUCUGGCUGUUAGGGGAGAUAACCAACUUUGACUACCUCACCUACCUCAACAAGAUCUCCGGGCGUUCCUUUAACGACCUCAUGCAAUACCCAGUGUUCCCCUUUAUACUGAAGGACAUGGUCAGCUCCACACUGAAUCUCAGGGACAGCAAUGUGUACAGAAAUCUGGAAAAACCCAUCUCUGUGCAGGAGAAAAGUAGGGAGGAAAUGUACAAGAAUAAGUAUGAGAUCCUGGUGCAGGACUACAUACAUGAGGGCCAUACCGACAUCUCUGGUCUACAGAUGGCACCAUUCCAUUAUGGCAGUCAUUAUUCCAACAGUGGGACUGUGCUCCACUUCCUCAUCCGUGUCCCUCCCUACACUAAAAUGUUCCUCAGUUACCAAGAUGACAACUUUGACCUGCCCGAUCGCUCCUUCCACAGCCUUGAAACAACAUGGAGACUUGCUAGUUUUGAAUCAACAACUGAUGUCAAGGAGCUCAUCCCAGAAUUCUUCUUCCUUCCUGAAUUUCUAGUUAACUAUGAGGGUUUUGAGUUUGGUAAGCGACAGAAUGGCCAGAAUGUGUCCGAUGUAACUCUACCCCCCUGGUGUAAUGGAGACCCCCGCCUGAUGAUCUUGGUCCAUCGGCAGGCCCUCGAGUCUGACUACGUCAGACAGAACCUUCACCACUGGAUAAAUCUGGUGUUUGGCUACCAACAGACGGGACAGGCCGCAGUACAGGCUGUCAACGUGUUUCAUCCCGCGACAUAUUUUGGGAUGGACAUAGACAGUGUGAAGGAACACCUGAAGAGACAGGCCCUAAGGACCAUGGUGAAGACAUAUGGACAGAUGCCUAAACAGUUGUUCAAGCUGCCCCACCCUCAACAGGGGCAAGCUCAGCCUGGAAUUCUCAAACAGCUAAUUGGACAGACAGGGCCGAGUCAUGGCCUGGACUACCGAUCAGCACCCUAUGUGCCGAGCGUUGUUCCCACUGUGAGCAGCCUGAAGUGGGGAGUGUAUGCAGGAUCACCCCAGCUACAGCCCCCCACUGUUGUCUGGCAGGAGAAAUAUGAAAAGGCAUUGGCCUCCCUGUUUGCAUUGUCAACUGGUGAAAUCAUUGGUGUUGGGGAGGACAGCUAUUGUGUUACCAUGAAUAGCAAACAGAAAGUUUCCACAGUGAACUUUUCAACAGAUGUGACAUGGGCAGCCAUCAUUGACUGGCAGCAGCCAGGAGGAAUCCUCAGAAUCAAAAACGACAAAAAUCGACCAAAAACAAAUUUUCUACAGCACAGCCCCUUUGAGCAGAUAACAUGUUUAGCGUCAGUGCCAGACUGUCGUCUGCUGUUUAUUGGAGGUACUGGAGGUGUGAUCACAGUAUACCAGACCAUCCACAACCAGGCCAAGGAAAGUCACAUCCAGGUGAGAGGAAGCAAGAGGAUGUUACACGGCCACACUGACAGUAUUUCCUGCUUGGUGGUCAGUAAACCUUUCAGUGUAUUGGUCAGUAGUAGUCACGACAACACUUGUGUCAUCUGGGACCUCAACAGGUUGUGCUAUGUGAGGUCAAUAUCUAGUCACAAGUCUGGAGUUAAGGCAGUGGCCAUCAGUCCAAUGCUAGGAGACAUUGCCACGGUCAGCAGUCACGGGCCAGGAAGCUGUCUCCAGCUCCACACAAUCAAUGCUGCCCUCGUGGCGUCCUGUAUGUGUGAAGACACCAUCCACUGUCUCACGUUCUCAGCUGCUCCAGAAGGACGAUCCAUCAAUGUGAUCGCAGGUGGUCUUAGCUCAGGAAUGGUCAGGUUGUGGAGCAGCUGGAACCUUGCACCUCUGAGGGAUCUACAACAUGAUUCCCUCCUGGCCAAACCUGUUAUCAGCCUGGCAUACUCGUGUGAUUCCCAGCGACUCUGUGUUUGUUCCUCGGAUGGAACUGUGACAAUGUGGGAGUCGGUGUCAGGCAGACCUACAAAGUGUACAUCACCACAGUUUAUGUCCUUCCUGUGAACUAAGGGAACUGUGAAGAUGUGGGAGUCAGUGUCGGGCAGACCUACAAAGUGUAUAGAACUGAUGGAACUGUAAAGAUGUGGGAGUCGGUGUCGGGCACACUUACAAAGUGUAUAGAACUAAUGGAACUGUGACAAUGUGGGAGUCAGUGUCGGGCAGACCUACAAAGUGUAUAGAACUAAUGGAACUGUGACAAUGUGGGAGUCAGUGUCGGGCAGACCUACAAAGUGUAUAGAACUGAUGGAACUGUGACAAUGUGGGAGUCAGUGUCGGACAGACCUACAAAGUGUAUAUCACCACAGUUUAUGUCCUUCCUGUGAACUGAUGGAAAGUUCACCUAAAGCUUUUACAAAGUCGGCCCUUUAAUGGGAAAGCUUGGAUCACUGUUUUUGAAGUUUGGUAAAUACCAAAGUACACCAUGUUUGUUUUUAUAACUGACUUCAGAUAAUUUAUUUCUGAGAAUAGAAUUUCCCAAAGUGACAAAUAAAAUGUUACAAUUUACUCUUCUAUUUAAUCCAGGAAUAUAAUCUGAUGAAAUAUAUAAGAUUUACAGUAAUCAGGUAUUCAAGUUAUAUAUUACUCACCUGGUGUUGAGGCUUUUAUUCUUGCCCUUUGAAGAUGACAAAAGUUUGCCUGUAUAUUUUACUAUUUGGAAUAUAAAUAACAUUUCUUUAGUCAAAGGGCUUUACAUUUUAGCUCCCAUAGAAAUGGACGUCAGAGUGAACUCUCUUGCCAAAUUUUAAAUAAUCGGAAUAACCUUUUUAUAACAUUCCAGAAGUGAAGGGUACCCUGUACAUAGAGUAGUUUUUAUCUGUAGAUGAUAAUACAGAUUUAGUCCUGACUAGAUACUCUCAGACCAUAUCUACAAGGUAGAUGGUGUGGAUGUAUUUAUACGGUUUGUGUGUUGUCUAGAUCUGUAUAAUAUGAAACGGUAAGAAACAGACAGUGUAGAUGAUUUAUUUAUACAUAAGAAGUGAUGAUCUAUAGAAUGAUCAUGUUUAUGUACACCUAUGUGAUAACUGUGGGAUGGUUUUAAUCUGCACAUGUUUGAGAACUUUAAUAUGUAUAUAUUUCUUGUCUGCCAUUUAUAUUCUAGGAAAAUUUUAAUUAUCAAACAUUGUAAUUAAUGUAAAUUUCUAAUUACAAAGGUAGAAAAUAAUUAUCAUCCAUCAUCAUGCAUCAUCUUACUCUCAAAACAGGGGUGACAAGUCUUAGAUUAUGUACAAUGUUGUUUGUACUACCAUAAUCAUACAUUCCAUGUAUUGAAGGGUGCCAUAGAUUGGUUAUACUUCAAUUUUACAUAAUUAGAUUAUGUACCUGUAUAUGUUACACAUUCCGUGUCAGACACAACGUUAUGAUAUCAGUUAAACUGACUUACUGAAUGUGGCCUAUGCCUCCCUCACCUUAAUCACCAAAUUAUAAAAACUUUUUUUUUUACUUUUAAAGAUUUAGCUUCAAAAUGUUAGCUAAUGUAUGAUAUAUAUUUCUACAUGUAACUUACAAUAACUCAGCUUAACAGGAUCGACAUUGCCAGCCAUAUGUAAACUGUUAGCAGCAUAAUAUUUAUGUCAAAUGUCACUUCAUGGUAAUGAUGUUGCACAUACAAAAAAAGUAUUUUUGAUUGCAACUCAAAUGAGUCAUGUUGAAAAGUAAAAAAUGUUCAGUAAUUAGUCCCACUAAAUAUACAAUUAUGGUUUAUUUGUGCACUAUGUAUAGUAUGCCAAAGUGUAAAACUAGUCUUUUAAGAGAUUAAGUAAGCUAUUUCAAACUAAAUAUAUUGAUUUGGUUCAAUUCAUAACAAGGUAAAUAACUAUGUAGAAAAGUACUGUUCCAGACCAAAUAUAUUGGUGAUGUUUAGAUGAUUUGUACAAAUUAAAAAAAGUUUAAAUGAUAUAAUGUUUCCAUGAUAUAAUGUGAUGGUGAAAUAAUAUAUCAGUGAUAUAAUUUAUCAGUACCAGUAAUAUAAUGUAUCAGAGAUGCAUGUAAUGUAUCAGAGAUGAAAUGUAUCGGUGACAUAAUGUAUCAGUGAUAUAAUGUAUCAGUGAUAUAAUGUAUCAGAUAUAAUGUAUUAGUGAUAUGAGAUGUAAUAUAUUAGUGAUAUAAUGUAUGAGAUGUAAUAUAUUAGUGAUAUAAUGUAUGAGAUACAAUGUAUCAGUGAUAUUUAUAGAUAAUAUACAGUAUAAAUUAGGGUUGACAUAUGCUUAUGGUGUCGUAUAUGUGUAUGCAGAUCUUAUAGAUAAAUUAGUCAUAUGGGAUCAAAUUUAAGGUUUAAACUUCGUCAAUGGGAUUUGUAAACAAGAUAAUAGAUGUUGGGCCUCUAGAGAAUCAGGUUUUCGUCUGUAUCCGCAGAUAAGGGAACAUUGAAGAAACAAACUUGAUCUGCUGCCCCCAUCGCAACACUUUAAAAAUACAUCUCUUCUUCUCUUUUCUCACUUGUCUCCUUUUUCGUGGUGCAGUGUGACCCUGGCUGCAGUAAGGUCUUUUAGCCCCCCAAAAAGCAAAGAAUAAACACUCAUAUUUUUUGUGCUAGUCUAUCAGCCCUGUUGCUGGAUUCUCAAAACACACUGGUGACUAUGUGUUAACCAGUAUUUUUCAUGUUGAACUUUAUCUACUCAAGUUUGUAAACCUGUAUCCCUCUUUAGUGGGUUUACAUGUAUCUACACUUUAGUGGGUUUACCUGUAUCUACACUUUAGUGGGUUUA